CAUAUAUUAUAUUUUGUGUUCACUGUCUUCUAUUUUUUUCCAUUUGUCUUCAGAGCAACAAGAGAUAAGGAGCAACUUUAAUAGCACUUUGAGUAAAACGUACUGGUACUAAGGUACCAAGAAGACAGCAUGGAAGAUAAAAACACAAGUAAAGAUAUUCCUAGCAUAUCGAUUGAGAUGGAAGAUAUUAAGGAAGAAGUAGAAGGAGAAGGAGAGCCUGCUGAUGGUAAACAGGUUCCGGAUGGUGGUAAAGAGGUUGCGGAUGAAGCCAAGAGCUCUAGACACGAUCCUAAUCUGAAUGCUGAUAUUGAAAAAAUAUUUGAGCCAUUGGAAAGGUUUGAUUUGGAAAUGUUCAGGUCGAUGUCGAGUCCCGAGGUUUCAGCACAAGCAUCCUUCCAGUUUGGUGAUUCGUUGGAACCAGAGAUGGCUCAACGAGGCCAGUUUGGUGAACAAGAUUACACCUCACAUCGAAGGAUGUCGCAGCAGUACCAUCACACUUUAAGUCCAUUACUUAGGAAAGCUUCAUCAAAGAGUCUGGGAUCCCAGAGCUCCAAGUUGCUCCAACCUGGCACAGGUUUAUCAAACAGCUCCUCAAAGAAGAGUAUAGCUUCACAGAAGGAGGGCAUGAAGGCAAUUGCUGUUAUUGAGGAAGUGCCUAGCGAAGAGACAGAUGGGGAGACAGAUAGACCUAUACCUAAAUUUACAAUUGGUGGCCCAGAUGAAGAUGAUGAUGUAAAGCCAGAUACAGAUGAGGAAAGGUCACAGCAUCAUAAAGUACACAGCCAUCACCACCAUCACCACCAUCAUCGUCGUCAAGAUGAUAGUUUACGAGUAUGCAUUGGUAGUCAAGUGAAUCUGAAGGGAAUGGAUACAACGGAAAUGAUACCGACAGAAAUGGAUGAGGCAAUCAUGCUCAACAAAGCUGACUUAGAAGACAUGGCCACCCACAGGUUUGAAGAUAUUUCAAGGAAGAGACGACACAAAGUGCAAAGAAGGAGGAGAAGCUCAAUAAUCCACGGAAGCUCUUAUAGUAAAUCAUCCAUCAAAAGUAUGAAAGACAAAUACAAAAAAUAUGAUCAUAGACCACAUGAGGUAUUUGUUGAGUUAGAUGAGCUUCAUAAAGGUGAGGAUAAUGAGAUGCAAUGGAAGGAAAAGGCCCGUUGGAUCAAAUUUGAAGAAGAUGUGGAGGAAGGGGGAGACAGGUGGGGUAAACCUCAUGUCGCAUCGCUUUCAUUUCACAGUCUGUUGGAGCUUCGAAAAGGUCUAGAAAAAGGUUCCUUGAUGUUGGACAUGGAGGAAACGAAACAAUCAGAUAUUUUUCAUCGAAUUGUUGAAAGCAUGAUCACUGCCGACCAGAUAAAGCCAGAGAACAGUGGAGACGUGAUGCGGGCUUUACUGCUAAAGCAUAAACACAUAGCAAGACGGCAGAGUAUAAUGAAGAAUCUCUCGUCUGUGAGUCUUGCCUCUUUGAUGCCCAUGGACAGGCAGUAUCAUUCUGAAGCAAAUUUCAGGCACAUGAAUGAACGUCGUGGUAUUUUAAAGAACAUCUCUUCAUCAAGUCUCACUCAUGGUGACAUGAAAAAGAUCCAAACAGAACCAAAUGACCUGGUCACUGAAGCCAACAGUCAUGUGGAUGAAGCAAAGACACCGAUGCUAAAGACUCUAUCAAUCAGUAUGGAAAACUUGAAUGAGAUUCCUGAAGAGGGUCAAACCGCUGGCCAAUCAUCCAACAAACAUGCUGUACACUUCAAAUUAGGUAAAAAAAGGGUGGAAAAAGACAAGACGGAAGGGAUCAUGAGAAGGAUCGCUAAAGAUGCAGAAGCAACAGCAGUGUUAGUUGGAGAAGUGGACUUCUUAGAUCAGCCUGCGAUGGCAUUUAUCCGUCUUGCCACCGGAACGGUGUUGGAUAAUUUCACAGAAGUUCCAGUACCCGUCCGGUUUAUUUUUGUGUUACUUGGACCCAGUGGAGAUAUGGACUACCUUGAGAUUGGACGAUCUAUCUCAACGCUCAUGUCAAAUGAGCAUUUCCAUGAAAUAGCUUACAAAGCUGAUUGCCGGCAAGACCUUUUGGGCGCUAUAAAUGAAUUUAUUGAUGACAGUAUCGUGCUUCCCCCUGGGGAAUGGGAUAAAGACCUCCUGUUACCGAUUCUACGACAUCAAAAUCGCAAAGUCAAGAAGAGACAGGAAUCUAGAAGGAAGAAAGAAGAAGAAACUGCAAUAGAUUCCGGUGAAGUUGUGCAGCAAAUUGAUCCAUUGGAAAGGACUGGUAUUCUGUUUGGAGGGCUUUUUAAUGACAUUAAGCGCCGGUAUCCAUACUACUUAAGUGAUUUUCGAGAUGCUUUAAAUGUACAGUGUUGUGCAGCCUUCAUCUUCAUUUUCUUUGCCUGUCUAUCACCAGCAAUAACAUUUGGUGGUUUGCUAGGAGAGAAAACUGAUAAUUGGAUGGGUGUAUCUGAGAUGAUCUUUGGGACAGCUAUCUGCGGUGUGGUGUUUUCGCUUUUUUCUGGACAACCUCUUAUGAUCAUUGGUGCUACUGGACCUGUUCUUGUAUUCGAAGAGAAUUUAUAUUCAUUUUGUAAGAGUAGUAAUAUAGAAAACUUGUACCUGGAAUUCCGAGGUUGGAUCGGAAUCUGGAUUCUUAUCAUCACGAUCUUUGUGAUUGCCUUUGAGGGAAGUGUCAUGGUGAGAUUUUUCACUCGAUUCACGGAGGAAAUCUUCGCUCUUCUCAUCUCUCUUAUUUUUAUAUAUGAAGUCUUCAAAAAGCUUAGCAAAAUAUUUUAUUACCAUCCUCUGCUGCCAUUAGAAGAUUACUGUAUGAAUUAUGAAAAUAUGUCCGCUACCGAAGUGCCAUAUUCAACAGAGAUGUAUAGUUCAAACAAUACUACUUUGGCCAGUACUGCUACACCAGAUUGUGAGACAAAUUAUGAAAAGAGAUAUGGUGAGCCAAACACCGCAUUUAUGUCUCUUAUACUCACCUUUGGAACAUUCUUCAUCGCUUAUUUCUUGCGUAUCUUUCGGAAUAGCCGUUUUUUAGGAAAGCAUGGCCGGAAGAUGUUAGGUGAUUUUGGAGUUCCAAUUGGUAUCCUUUUCAUGUGCAUAUUUGAUUAUGUCGUGCCGUAUGUCUACACAGAGAAACUGCAAGUACAUGGUGGGUUUGAGCCAACAGACGCAUGUAAACGCACGUCCUGGUUUGUUAAUCCAAUAGCCCCACUUCAAGAUGGCAGACUUGGUUUAGUGUUCGUUUUAGCAGCUGCAGUACCAGCAGGCCUAGUAUUCAUUUUGCUGUUUAUGGAGGCACUUAUCACCUCGUUGAUUGUAAACAAGAAGGAUAAUAAACUUAAGAAGGGGUCCGGAUAUCACCUGGACAUGUUCCUCAUCGGUUUAUUGGCGUUUGUCUGUUCCAUGCUCGGUCUUCCUUGGAUGACUGCGGCCACUGUACGAUCAGUCACACACAUUGGCAGUGUAUCAACAUUCAGCAAGACAACAGCCCCCGGUGUGAAGCCAAAACUGGAAAAAAUUUAUGAACAGAGAGUGACCAACCUAUUUGUCAACAGUUUGAUUGGUUUGUCUAUUCUACUUGGUCCAUUGCUAAGCCAGGUUCCACUGACAGUGUUGUUUGGUGUCUUCUUGUAUAUGGGAGUCAGUUCAUUGAGUGGAAUACAACUUGUAGAAAGGAUUGAGUGCCUAUUUAUGCCAGUAAAACACCAUCCGGACACCAUGUUUGUACGCCAGGUUAGGACAUGGAGAAUGCAUAUGUACACAAUUAUCCAGGUGAUCUGUUUAUUGGUUCUGUGGGUCAUCAAGGUGACCCCUGCAGCGUUGGCAUUUCCAUUCUUUCUCAUCCUUUUAGUUCCUGUACGUCAUGCCAUCGGACGGAUAUUUACACAUUCUGAACUUGAAGCACUUGAUAAUGAUGAGCAGGAGAUGGCUGAGGAGGAGGAUGAGUAUUGGGAAACUUACAUGCCAAUUUAAUUGAUGCCACUGAUGAAGAAAAUUAUGAUUGUUACAUGCAAGUGAAUCUAUUCCUGUCACUUCAAGCAGUCAAUUCCAACAAAUUAAAAUGGAGUAAUUAUGAUUAUACUUUGGUAAUCACAUUUUAUUGCCAAAGAACAGCUAUUAAGACGUAUAUCCAGUAUUUUUCAAUGGUGCUUUGAAGUUCUGUCCAAAGUUUUAAGUGACAAAUAUCUAACCAUGGUUGUUGUAUGACAUCAUUAUCAUCACGCCGAUGUAUUUCAUAGUGUCUGCGAAUGUUAAUUAAAAAAAAGAUCCAAGGUUUUAAAUAUUAACAUCUUGCAUUCCCCUGACUACUCAUCUUGAUUAAUUGGCUAUUGAUUUUUCGAUUACGUGAAUAUCUGACACCAGUGGUGAAUUCAGCGGUGGCGAGAGGAGCACUCAGCCCUGGCAACACUCGUUAAAUAUCUUUAACUAAGCGUUAAAACAUUACAAGAUUACAAUGGCUAAAACUUCAGGCAGUGCUUCUAUCCUCAUAAUAGUUAAGUACAUGAACACUCCAACCUCCUUGGCUUUGCCACCUUGGGUGCUACUCUGAAAAGCCAUCUUGAUUCAGAGGCGGAUCCAGAGAUUCUCUGACGGGAGGGAGGCACAAUAUAAAGUUUUCGCCGCCACACCCACCUCAGCCCCACCAAUAAGUGGUAAAUAAUCGAGCCUUACUUUCGCCCACUGCUGUAUCGCUGAACUCAUGGGUGCACUCCCUUUUUAGCUCUUCCUCUCUUUAACUCAAAUUUGUCACCCUCUUUUUUAUUUUUCGGCUUGACUGACAGGGGGGCACGGGCCCUCAUGGCUGCUGCCCCCCCCCCCCCCCCCUGGAUCCGCCCCUGUGAUUCGUUAUUAAGAUUUUUUCUUUUUUCUGUCCUGACAAAUAGAAAUGAAAUAUUGAAUCACAACGGCUUGGGGUAUCAGUUUCUAUGGAAUUAUCUCAUAAUAUGUCAUUGAUACUGUGAAAAUAUCAGGCCACUAAUUAUAUCAUUUACUGUACUUGUAUUAAAGAGAAUUUACAGAGAUUUUAUAUGAGUUUUAUUCUUAGUUUAUGUAGGAAAUCAAUAGUUCCAAGUUUAGUUUAUUUAUUUAUUAUUUCUAGUAAGUGCCUUGAGAUGCUAUUUGUUGUUGAAGGUGCUAUGAAAGCAUAUAACCAAUUACCAUUGUACACAGAUAAACAGAAGUUUUUUGCACUCUGUUUUAUUUACUUUGUCCGAAUGAUCAUUCAUAUAAGUUUUUUUUUGUACAUUUUUUACAUGAAAUAUUAUGUUUAAUGUUUUAUUCAUCAAUUUAAAUUCAUCAAAUGUAAAGUACUUGUAGAUAAUGACUAAGAGAGAGAGAGAGAGAAAAUAUAAAUAAUUAUUGUUUAUAAUAGAAUAUAUUGUAUACAUAUAUAUAUAUAUAUAUAUUUUCUUCUAUAUGAGUGUUAAUUAUUAAAAUUUAGAACCUCCUGUAUUCUUCCAUUGUCAGUGACAGAAUGCAAACAUUCCGAUCCUCUGCACAUGAUUUUAAUGAGAGUAGACAGCUGCGAAUUAUUUUUAAGUCUUUAACAGAUUUCAUCUUGGACAUGAUAAAGGAAGUUAUAAUGUUGUUUUAUUAAUAUAGGGCAUCACUUUUUCUCACUAGAGUACAAAGCAUACUUAUUUCCGAGACUUCUCCCUCCUCCCGAAAUAGAUACAUAGUAAAUUACUAUUGCGUGUAAAAGGUCAGCAGACCUUGUGACAUGUCAUCAAAGCCCCACAGAGAGCAGAGACAGAUUUGUUGCCCAGCGGUCUUACAAUAGAGUGUGGGCUCGACUUUAAAGCCCAUUUAUGAUUAUCAGUAUUGACAUUAUCAUGGCCAGUGUAUUCUCUGAGACAACUCAAAUUCUUUUAUUGUGUUUAAUGUUCCAUAAAGAAUUAUGGAUCUUAACUCAAUGGGGUCAACUAAUAUAUACUGGCAUGUACCUAUAUGGUACAGUAUUAUAUUUCAGUUUCAUAUAUAGGAUAGGAAUUCUCACAAAAGUCUGGUUGUUGCUAUUAUUAUUACCAAUAAUGAUUUUUAUAUUUUAAUUAUUAUUAGUUAUUAUAGGUAUAAUAUUUUUAUGUUUAUAAUUAAGCGAGACUUUUUUAAUUCCUCAUUUUGCAUACUUAAAUUUUUUUUAAGAGGUCGGAAUAAAAAUAGAAAUGAAAAUUUUGUUGUCUUAUUUAGCAAAUAUUUUUGCCAAAAACAUCCCAACGGAGGAGAAAAUAAAAAUUAAAUUUUAUUGGUGAAUUUAAAAUAGAAUGGUUAAAUGGUUCAUAUUGAUAUAGAAAUAUACAUAUCUUAUCUUUGGUGGUUUCAAGGCAUCGGAGGGCAUGAUAAAAAUAAAGAAAAACUUUAAAUUUUUUCUGAAAUUACCACUUUUUCGUGGCAGCGGGUGUGCUAAUUGGCCAAAAAUAAACUUUUACAGGUAGUUUUAUUUGAAAUCAUCAAUAUUUGCAGUUGACGGGUUCGCUAUUAAAACAAGGUGUAAAAAAGUCUCGACUUUAGUUACAUUCCUUAACAGUCACUUGUUAGUCAUUAUUAUUAUUAUAUUUUUGCAUUAUAUUAUUGUAUUAAUAUUGUAUUGUUAUUAUUAAUAAUAUUACAGUAUUAUUAUUAUGUUAUUAUUAUAUUAUCAUUAAUAUUAUUAUUAUUAUUAUCAAUUUAAUGUUAAUUAGCAACAUUCCUUAAUAUUAUAGCUACCAUUUUUUAUUAUUGUUAGUAUAGUUAUUUUCCCCACAUUUAACAUUGACUUUCUUUCUUAAUAUAAUUUUUUUUAUUUUCUUUUUGUCAUUACUAUACUAUGUUUCAUACUGUAAUCUUGUUUGUAUAUAUUAUAAUUCCCUCUAAACAAAAGGUCUUUAAGUAGUAGCAGAGAACCAAAGAAUAUCGUCAUAUGGUACCCAGUGGGCUCCAAUGUUUGCAUCUGUUUUAAGAAAAACUGUUAUUGUUAUUGUUUUCAAAUUGAUAUUGGAAUUAUAGCUUUAUAUUUGUCAUGCGUAGUUUCACAGAUUGUGAACAUUUUUGAUGCAAUAUUUCUAUUGAAUACAGUAAUAAAGGUUGUGAAAUUUUAA
This is a messenger RNA of Anneissia japonica, 7073 nucleotides long. Its product is annotated as band 3 anion transport protein-like. The transcript is spliced from 23 exons. The record is from RefSeq and is a predicted model, not a curated record. Gene Ontology annotation, cellular component: plasma membrane. Gene Ontology annotation, biological process: monoatomic anion transport; regulation of intracellular pH; transmembrane transport. Bases 130 to 3972 code for a protein of 1280 amino acids. Gene Ontology annotation, molecular function: solute:inorganic anion antiporter activity; monoatomic anion transmembrane transporter activity. NCBI's taxonomy places the organism in Eukaryota, Metazoa, Echinodermata, Crinoidea, Comatulida, Comatulidae.